Mytilus californianus (California mussel) is the source of this 3287-nucleotide messenger RNA. RefSeq lists its product as uncharacterized. NCBI's taxonomy places the organism in Eukaryota, Metazoa, Mollusca, Bivalvia, Mytilida, Mytilidae. Bases 96 to 578 code for a protein of 160 amino acids. The record is from RefSeq and is a predicted model, not a curated record. The transcript is spliced from 5 exons.
GAACUUCAUUCAGAUUUUACACACGCCUUUUUAGAAUAGGGUUGUGACCUCCAUUAGUUUUUAUCGAAAAUAUUUCAACUCUACUGAAACAAAAUAUGGCUGAAAGUGAAUCAAGAGUAGUUAUGAUAGCAGUUGAUGCUAGUGCUCAAGCAGACGAAGCCUUUGAAUGGUACCUGUCUAACAUGGCGAGAGACUCGGAUGAUGUAAAGGUUGUCAACUGUGCUGAAUUUCAUUUAGAUCUUUCUGUUGGAAUUAAUUAUGAUGAGAAACAAAUUGCUCAAAUAACCGACCAGGUGAAGAAACAACAAAACGAGGUUGAUAACCUGAAGAGUAAAUUUGUAGAUAAAUUGAGAGGAAAGGGACCAAAUGAUCAGGCAUUAAAGAUUAAGGGUGAAGCCUUUAUACUGACUGGCAAAAAACCAGGAGAAGCUAUCAUUGAAGCUGCAGAAACCCACAAAGCUAACCUUAUCAUCUGUGGGACCAGGGGAUUGGGAAAGAUCCGUCGUACCUUUAUGGGAAGUGUUAGCGAUUUCAUUGUUCAACAUGCAAGAUGCCCUGUUGUUGUAGUCAGAAAAUGAUGAACUAAAACUUAGAUAAAAGGAAUUUUAAAUUUAUCUCUUGAGAUAGUGCUCUGGAACAGGAUUUUUAUUAGUAAAUUUAUUGUUUAUUUUUGUGCUUCAAAUUUUUUUUUUUUUUUUUUUAAGUACAUGGUUGUAUUUAUCAAUGCUCUUGGUCAUAAUAGUAGCUUCUUUAGGUAAAAAAAAACUUUGAAAUUAAGAUAUUUUGCAUAAUUUUAGAUUUUGUAAGAAUACUUGUCAUAUUUUUAGCUUAUUUGUGAAAUAAAUAAUUUGUUGAAAAAUUAUUUACAGUUCAUGUCAAAUUUUAAGCAAUAGUUGUUUGUUUUGUUUAAUGUUUUAUAUUUGUAUAUUAGAUGAUGAAGACAUAUUGGUUCUAAAUAGUAGAUUUUUUCACAUUAGUAGAUGUAGUGUAGAUCAAGAAGUAGGUUUCUUGCCAAACUAUUGUUGUUAGCUGGAAUUAAAAUUUGUUACAGAAUUGCAUAUCAAAUGAUUUAAAUUGACAUCAAUAAACUAAGGUGUUCUAUGAAUUUAUCAUAGGUGAUUGUACAAAGCAUCUUGUACUAACUCAGAUUUUAUUUUGAUUCUUGAAUAUACAAGUUUUCCUAAAGUGCAAUUUUAAUUCCAGCUUGAAAUAGUGACCUUUUUUAUUACACUUUUUAUACUAACUUUGCAUGCAACGAUAAAAUGUAACAUUCCUAAGGUUUUCAAGACCACUAUAUAUUGAAUUAUAACAUGUUCACUAUUUAUUCUCUGCUGAAUUUUUUACUUUAAUUCACAUUAUCCUUUUUCUUUAUUUUAAUGUAAAUUAUCUCCCCUUAGUCACCACAUCAUUUGAUAGAGUGAAACGUCAUGUGUUGUAUAUAUUUCUCACUAGAUCAGCUAUGAUUAAACAACUUCAUUGAUAAAAACAAAAAACUCAUCAAAUUGAUUUGAUUAAAAUGACAUAAUAAGAGAUUGAUUAUAUUAAUGACAAUGAAAUUUGAUGUAAAUUUAAAUACAUUUAUAUAUUUCCACAAUUACCAAAAAGAAAAAAAAAUCACCAAUAAUUUGAAAGGUGACCCUUGAAAUGAGUGUUUGUAAAUACUACUGUAACUAUACUAACCAGAGUUAUGUAUUGGAAGAUAUAAGAGCUGAAUAAUAUUUGAUAAUUUUGGAAUGUGAAGACAGAUGAUUGAUUGCUCAAAUGAUGUUUAGAUCAUUGAUGUCAUUGAAAUUUUAGCCUGUAUGAUAAUUUUCUUGUAGAUUAAACUGCAUGCUAAUUUACAUAGUUGAUCAAGCUUUUACUUAAAUCUAAUGGCUGUAUGUGGUGGUAAAAUGAAGAUUUUCAUGUUUAAAUAAAGGAAAAUAACUGGUAUUUUACAAUCUAUCAUGCACAUUUUUUAGUUAUGAAAUAUAAUUUGGCUCAAGAAAAGAUGUAUAAAAUGAGAAUGGGAGGCCCUGUCAUUUUAGACAAAGAUACUACCUCGUUUCAUGGCGAUGUACGAUUUUUUUCACAGCUGAACAAAUGCCAAGCUUUUAUGUUGAUGUACAUUUUUGAAAAUCAUGAAUAAUUUGAAAUUAGAUUAAAUGUUCUGUACAGUGGCUAGUGCAUUGAAAACAUUACGUUCUCAAAAGAGGAAUUAUGUGGCAAUUCCACAGAAAAAGUUUUAUUGUAUGAAACAGCUAAUUUUACCCCAAAGAUCUGCUUAUAUUAAGUUGCUUAGGAAUAAUUGUUAGAUGAACUGAUUGUCCGAGGAAAGAUUACUCAAUAUAUACUUAAAGAUUUUUCAUGUAUGCAAAAAUGUCAACAAGGAAGUGAAUUAAAUAGAUUGUGUAUUAAAUUGUCACUUUUAGCACUAGACAAAGCUCUUUAGAAUUAGACAUUCCUUUUCACAUGAACAAACACCACUUCUUGGUACAAUAAUUGAUAGUUGUAGAUUAAAUUUAGAUCAAUAUGAAUUCUCAAAAAAAAAAAAAAUGGAAUCUCACAGAAAGUAUAAUAGAUAUACCGGUAAUUAAAAAUGUUUUUUUGAUACAAUAUUAUUUAAUGAUAAAUAUAAUAAAACAAAAUAUAUUCAUUUUUUUUAGGCAAUUUUACUUUAUGUAAAGGAAUACUGUUCAGAACAUCAAAUGCUCAGAAAAUAUAUAAUAGGUUAUUUGUGCAAUUUGUGUUGCAUUUUGUUAAUUUGUAGAAGAAUACAUUUUUUGUAGUACAUUUUUGAAAACCUUAUUUGUUAAUGACAUUACACUCUUCAUAAGCAGAUAGAUUUUAAAAUUUUGAUUUCUUGUCAUUUACUUAUAAUAAAUAAUUGUGUUGAAUGAUAUAUUCUUAAUAGAUAAAUCUUAUAAACUGAUCAAGGAAAGAAGUAAUGCAUUUAUAAGAAAAACAUUUCUUUUUUUUACAAGAUAUUGGAUAUACAUUUUUGUCAUUUUAAUUUAUAAAUUAAUUUAUUGUAAUAAUAAUAAAUUGUUUAGAAACCACAGCUUUUCAUCAGGAUCAAAUUUUAUCUUCCUAUGUUAACAAUUGCUGUUUGCCACCUUUAAAUGAUCUGAUUUUACUCUACUUAUGAAGAAGUGACUGUCCUGUGUUCACCAUUUUAUAUUUCUUUGCUUGUAAUUGUUCACAUAAUUGUAUGGUAUCUCUUCUCGUACCACUUACUCCUACAUCUUUGUAUACAGACAAUAAAGAUUUUGUAGAUACGAAUUCAUAAUAAAUAUCUAGGCAAUGUG